AUGGCUGAUGUACGCGCCUUACUACGAAACGAGCUUGCUUCGCGUGCACACACUGUUGGUAAAUCUGGAAACAAAAGAAAGCUUGAUUCAAACCCACCAGAUAUACGCAAAAAGCUGAAACCCACGGAGCAUGCAGAACUAUUGAAAUCCGAAGCAACCGCACGAUACCAGUUGUCCCAUUCGCCUGAGGCUCACUCAUUAAAUACCAUAUCACCGCCGUCACAAGCCGAGACAGACUCUGCGCCCCCCGCAGAGGCAGCUACAUCUAAUUAUUUGCCGCUAGCGUCACAAUCGAUUGACGAGGACGAAUGGGCGGCUUUUGAACGAGACGUCGCUGCACCUACGAGAACAAAGCCCCCAGCAACACUAGCAUUACAAUCAAACGCAGUUAUAUCUGCCGCCCCAGUAUCUGCAGCUGAACUGGCAGAGCGCGAACAAGAAGAACGUGAUUCCAACAAAAAGGCCCGAGAGGCGGAACUAAAUGGCGAGCGUGAUGAGGCAACGCGAUCUCUCGAAGAAGAGUUCGACGAAAUGGAGCAACUGGAUGAACGAGUGAAACGCUUAAAGGAGAAACGCGAGGAGAUACUUAAACAAAAGCAUGAAAGACUAUCAAGAAUUUCCAUUAAUUCGGAAAAACCCGAUUUGAAUAAAAGGACUGGUAGUGCAUUGGAGAAUGAUGAUGAACCGGUCAACAGGGAAGAAGAUGACCUCGGGGAGGAUGAUGAUGAUGAUGAUGAUUGGGAUUGGCGCUUCAGAUGA
Ophidiomyces ophidiicola is the source of this 759-nucleotide messenger RNA. RefSeq lists its product as uncharacterized. Lineage: Eukaryota; Fungi; Ascomycota; Eurotiomycetes; Onygenales; Onygenaceae. Bases 1 to 759 code for a protein of 252 amino acids. The transcript has a single exon. The record is from RefSeq and is a predicted model, not a curated record.